CAAUAGCAUUAGUGCUUUCAUAGAGAGAGAGAGAGAGAGAUAAUGGAUCAGUUUCUUGAGCUAUCUCAAGCUUUUUACAUAGCCACGGUGGUCCUUCUUCUCUACCUGUCAUGGAGAAUAUUGUAUUCUUGUUGGAUUUCACCAACUCAGCGAUAUCAGAAGCUUCGGAGAAACGGAUUUAAGGGUCCAACUCCAAGUUUUCCGUUGGGUAAUACUAGAGAGAUGACUAAGAAGGACGGAAAUUCUUCGUUGGGAUCUUCGAAUGCCUCCCAUGAUAUACACUCGAUGGUUUUCCCCUUCUUUGCACGAUGGCAAAAGUCGCAUGGAAAAGUGUUCAUCUACUGGCUAGGAACAGAGCCAUUUUUAUACAUAGCAGAGCCAGAGUUCCUUAAGAAAAUGUCUGGAGAGGUCAUGGCGAGGAGUUGGGGGAAGCCCACUGUGUUCAAAAAUGAUAGAGACGCCAUGUUUGGCAAUGGUUUGAUUAUGACUGAAGGCGACGACUGGGUUCGCCACCGCCAUCUCAUCACUCCGGCAUUCCACCCAACCAACUUGAAGGUUAUGGCAACCUCAAUGGUAGACUCGACCUCUAGAAUGCUUGAUAAGUGGUCUACCCUCAUCAACUCCGGUAGACCGGAGAUUGACAUUGAGAGGGAAAUCACGGCAACCGCUGGAGAGAUCAUUGCGAAGACAAGCUGCGGUGUAGGUUACGAAAGCGGCCAGAACGUGUUCCACAAAUUAAGAGAGCUGCAAAUGACUCUUUUCAAGACCAACCGCUUCGUCGGGGUCCCUUUUAGCAAAUUCUUGUACCCUAAGAAAGCCCUAGAGGCCAGAAAGCUUGGAAAAGAAAUCGACAGGCUAUUUUUGUCGAUCAUAACUGACAGACAGAAAGCGAUGAAAGAGCAACCCGCUUCACACGACUUGCUAGGGUUAUUGCUUCAAGGAAGUCACGCGGACGGCCGGCCGGGGAAGCUAUUAACGCCACGGGAACUAGUCGACGAGUGCAAGACUUUCUUCUUUGGAGGCCAUGAGACGACUGCGUUGGCAAUCACGUGGACCAUGCUGCUUUUGGCCGUCCAUCAAGACUGGCAAAAAACUUUGAGAGAUGAGAUUAGAGAAGUUGUUCAAGAUAAGGAGAUCGAUGUCAGCAUGCUUGCCGGACUAAAGAAGAUGGGAUGGGUGAUGAAUGAGGUUCUUCGACUGUACCCAUCAGCACCAAACGUACAAAGGCAAGCAAGAGGAGACAUCAGAGUCGAUGAGGUAACAAUUCCCAACGGAACCAACAUGUGGAUCGAUGUGGUGGCCAUGCAUCACGACAAGGCGCUGUGGGGCGACGACGUGAAUGAAUUCCGGCCGGAGAGGUUCAAGGACGACAGCAUCUACGGCGGGUGCAAGCACAAGAUGGGGUAUAUGCCUUUUGGGUUUGGUGGGAGAAUGUGCAUCGGCAGGAACUUGACGUUCAUGGAGUAUAAGAUUGUCUUAACCCUAAUUCUCUCUAGGUUUUCCUUCACCGUCUCCCCAGCUUAUAAUCAUUCUCCUUCUAUUUUGCUCUCUCUAAGGCCUCAGUAUGGGCUGCCUCUCAUUCUUCAACCUCUUCACACCAACUAGUGAUGUAUUUGUUUCCUUUUUUUUCUUUUUCUUUUUUUUUGGAAGUGAAUUAGUAAUUUUUUUUUUUUUAUUCAGAAUUAGUAAUUUGUUAGUUCUAUUGUACUAGCUACUAGGAUUUAAUUAGCUAUAUAUCUUUCAUUUAAUUCUAUUGUGCUCCUUUACCAUUAAAA
Messenger RNA from Alnus glutinosa, 1775 nucleotides. RefSeq names its product cytokinin hydroxylase. NCBI's taxonomy places the organism in Eukaryota, Viridiplantae, Streptophyta, Magnoliopsida, Fagales, Betulaceae. The coding region runs from base 43 to 1605 and encodes 520 amino acids. The record is from RefSeq and is a predicted model, not a curated record. Gene Ontology annotation, molecular function: heme binding; monooxygenase activity; oxidoreductase activity, acting on paired donors, with incorporation or reduction of molecular oxygen. The transcript is spliced from 4 exons.